This is a messenger RNA of Betta splendens (Siamese fighting fish), 1222 nucleotides long. Its product is annotated as retinol dehydrogenase 8. The record is from RefSeq and is a predicted model, not a curated record. Gene Ontology annotation, biological process: estrogen biosynthetic process. Gene Ontology annotation, cellular component: cytoplasm. Lineage: Eukaryota; Metazoa; Chordata; Actinopteri; Anabantiformes; Osphronemidae. Bases 183 to 1106 code for a protein of 307 amino acids. Gene Ontology annotation, molecular function: estradiol 17-beta-dehydrogenase [NAD(P)+] activity. The transcript is spliced from 7 exons.
UUUAGGUAAUCGCUGGGCUUAUGUAGCCGCAUGUCCCGCAGAGGCUCGGCCGUGUUUCUCCUCUCUGACGGUUGGAGGAACCGCGGUCGAUCGAACCGCAGGGUUGUUUUUCGCGCAUCUGCCACCGCGGAGGACGCGCCGCUCAUUCCACAGCCUUCAGGACCCUUCAGAGCCAGUGAGUGAUGGGAACCAGGAGGGUGCUGGUAACAGGGUGCUCCUCUGGCAUUGGCCUGGCUGUGGCUGUGCGUUUGGCCCAGGAUGAGCUGAAACGAUUCAAAGUGGUGGCCACAAUGAGAGAUCUUGGCAAACGCGGCGCACUGGAGAAAGCAGCAGGUGCUUCCUUGAACAAGACUCUGGAAAUCAAACAAUUAGACGCGUGUUGUGAAGACUCCAUCAAAGAGUGCGUUAACAGCCUGGAGGGGAGGAGGGUGGAUGUUCUUGUGAGCAAUGCAGGCGUCGGCAUGAUCGGACCCCUCGAGUGCCAAAGCGUUGCUGCCAUGAAGGAGCUGUUCGACACGAACUUCUUCGGCCUGGCGCGGCUGGUGAAGGAGGUGCUGCCCGACAUGAAACGGCAGCAGAGCGGCCACAUUGUGGCGAUGAGCAGCGUCAUGGGGAUACAGGGAAUUAUGUUCAACGAUGUCUACGCUGCCUCCAAAUUUGCGGUGGAAGGAUUCUGUGAAAGUCUGGCCGUGCAAGCGUUGAAGUUUAACAUCAAGAUCACUUUAGUGGAACCUGGGCCUGUGGUGACAGAGUUUGAAAGGAAACUGUAUGAAGAUGCUGAGAAGAUGGACGUGUCAGGAGCAGAUGAGGAGACGGUCAAAAUAUUCCGUGAGGUUUAUCUGCCAUACUCAAACAAGAUCUUCACCUCACUAGGCCAGACACCAGAGGACGUUGCCAAGCAAACUGUGGAAGUGAUCACAGCUGAGGAGCCCCCUCUGCGCCACCAGACCAACCGCCUGUACAUACCCAUGACUGCACUGAAGCAGGCGGACCCGACCGGUCGACUGCCUCUGGACACAUUUUAUAAGAUGACCUUCAAACACGACAGCGUGUUCAACGCCACGCUUGGUGUGCUGCGCAUCCUGCAGAGGCUGGGGAGAAUAUAAACAAUACGUAGACUGUAGAUGUUCUCUGUAGUUGCUCUUUUUUAGUGAAAUGUCUGUGAGACUAAAUGGUGACGGAUGUCUUUAUGAAUAGAAAUAAAAAUAAUUUCAUAUAUACA